AUGGAUCCCCAUCCAAGCAUUGCGAAUCCAGCCGAUAAGGAGCCUGACUCUACUCGCAGACAAGUUUUCGAGGGAACCGUCGCGCUCGGUGACGGAAUAUUUCAAGGAAUGGUGAUUGCAUGCCAGAUUAUCGCCGUGACGUCUUACAUGUGCCAUGCCACAAGCUUUGCGCUGACGGCCCGCAUCAUGGACCACUGGUGUCGACCUCCCGAUGACAUCAACAUGAGCACGAGCCAGUGGAAGAAUAUUGCCAUCCCAGUCACGGAGGACGGACGCAAUAGCCAAUGCAGCAUGUACAGUCCACCGCUGAAGACCGAAAAUUCCACGAUGCGCACCCUCAUUCCCUGCACUGAGUGGGAUUUUGAUCUGGAAGAGUACGGCAGCACCAUCAUCAGCGAAUGGAGCCUGGUCUGCAGCCGCUCCUGGCUGGCACACCUGGCUUCGCUGUUGUUCCACAUCGGCGCAGCCAUCGGUGGUGUGGUUUUCGGAACGGUGGCCGACCAUAUUGGACGCAGACCUGUCGCCUACUUCUGCAUUGUGAUUAAUUUAUUGGCAGGCUUUGGUAGCGGACAGCACAACUCGUUCUUCGUUUUCGUGACUGUUCGUUUUAUGGUGGCGGCAAGCUCGGACACCUUGAUGAAGGUAUUGUUUGUGAUACUUUACGAGGUGUCCUCUCCUCACAAGUGGUUAAUGUACUCUUUUCUUUGCGGCUUGGUUCCGCUGGUCAUUGUUCCUGUCAUCAUUGUUUCGCUAACUUUGUUCAAAUUGAGCUGGAUCGCUGUUCACACGAUAAUCAUGAUCCCCACGUCGUUGCUUGUGGUUUCCUUCUACUUUAUCCAGGAGUCACCUCGGUGGCUCUUGGCUACUGGGAAUAUUCAGGAGGCCCGGAGAGUGGUCAUCCUGGCCGCCGCGACCAACCACGUUUCGCUUAAGAUCGCAAGGCGAUCUUUGAUGAAAGCGGAGGCCGAUAUGAAGGGCGUGGCCGCCGAGAACCAGAGGACAUCGCCUCUCACCAUCAAAGAGAUGUUUGUUGAUCCCACACAGAAAAAGAGGUCGAGUGUCCUCUUUUUCGCCUGGUUCGCCGUGGACUUCGCAUUCUCAGUGAACAUCUUGAGGGACUAUUUCGUGUAUUACCAGUCGUUCAUUAUCGCCUAUGUCGUGUUCAUGCCCCUGGGUUUCGCUUUCUUGUUUUUCGCCAUUGAUCGAUUUGGCAAGAAGAAAGUACUAGUGAAUAUCGUCUUACUGCUCAGCGUCGGAACUGUUCUUCUGACUGUCACCUACGACGACACACCGACAGCAAUAACCAGUGCCUUGUUGGUUUUUGUCAAGAUUCUCUCCUCGCUUGCCAUAUUUGUUUUAGCCAUUUUCACGGUUGAGCUCUUCCCCACCGAGCUUCGCUCCACUGGCUUAGGUGCCACAACCGGAUUUGGGACCGUUGCGACGAUUGCUACUAUGCUGCUCACCAUCUCUGAAACGAAGCUUCGCAAGGGGGUGAUGCUCGCACUCAUCACAGCCCUAUCAGCUUGUGGGGCACUUGCACUGCAUAUGCUUCCGGACAUAUCCUCCCCUACACUGUUCUUCCGGCAACCCGAAGAUAAAGAAGAGGACCGAAAGCAACGAAUUCUGGCCUCUUUAAGUCCAGUCCAGUCGCGAAAGUCAAUCAGCAAGGCCAAGAAGAAAGCACCCGGCACUUCCGUGGCUCUGCCACUGUCCUCUGCCUCCCAUGUUGCUUCUGAAAAGCUGAAACGAGUCCUUCGAUCCUCAGGAAUCGGUUCUAGGACUUCAUCAUCAUCUCAAUCGGACCAGAUGCAUAGCCCUGCUAAGCCACGUACAUCAAAGUAA
This is a messenger RNA of Ixodes scapularis (black-legged tick), 1842 nucleotides long. Its product is annotated as beta-alanine transporter-like. The transcript has a single exon. Gene Ontology annotation, molecular function: transmembrane transporter activity. The coding region runs from base 1 to 1842 and encodes 613 amino acids. NCBI's taxonomy places the organism in Eukaryota, Metazoa, Arthropoda, Arachnida, Ixodida, Ixodidae. The record is from RefSeq and is a predicted model, not a curated record. Gene Ontology annotation, biological process: transmembrane transport.